Molecule: messenger RNA, 1722 nt
Organism: Penicillium taxi
Lineage: Eukaryota; Fungi; Ascomycota; Eurotiomycetes; Eurotiales; Aspergillaceae
Product: MFS transporter
Exons: 2
Coding region: 1-1722 (573 amino acids)
Biological process (GO): transmembrane transport
Molecular function (GO): transmembrane transporter activity
Source: RefSeq, a predicted model, not a curated record
AUGGCACAAGAUCGGCGUCGCCUGAGUCGCCGGUCGUCCACUCAACACUAUCAAACAUUUGAUACUCCGCCUCCCAAGUCGCGUGGGCGCCCGAACACUGGCCAGUCAGAAUCAUCAGCUGAUCUUUCUUAUGAUGACCUGAAUGACCAAUCGUCUCACGUUUCCUCCCCAUUGCCAAAGAAGCAGAUGGCUGUAUUGGCAAUCAUUGCCUUGGCUGAGCAGACGGCUCUGAACUCUAUUAGCCCGUACCUCCCGGACAUGGCAUCGACCUUUCCUGAAGUAAAGUCAAGCGAAGUAGGUGUAUACGUGGGAACUAUUGCAUCGGCAUUUGCACUAGCUCAGCUGGCAACAAACUAUUUUUGGGGCUGGUUGUCAGACCAGGUCGGUCGCAAGCCUGUGAUCUUGCUCGGUACCCUUUUGACCGCUCUGUGUUUCGUUGCCUUUGGUUUCUGCCAUACACUCUGGCAAGCUAUUCUGGUACAGGCACUGAUGGGUAUGGUCAAUGGAAACCAAGGCUUGGUCUCUACCUGUCUAGGCGAGAUUACUGACCGCAGCAACCAGUCUAAGGCCUUUACAUACCUGCCUGUUCUCUAUGGCAUAGGAGGUAUUACGGGUCCACUUCUGGGUGGUCUAUUUGUCUUCCAGCGCAAUCCAUUCACUGGAAAUAAAAGCACAUACCCGUAUCUUGCACCAAAUAUCAUCUCUGCCGUGAUUCUCUUGGUGGACUUCGCCUUGACUGCUAUGUUUCUAGAAGAAAGCUUGGAAGAUGCAGCUACUCUCCCAGAUAUUGGAAAGAAGGUUCGCAGUCUCUUCACUUGGCUGUGGCAAUUCACUGGCCUUGCGAGACAACCCACUUACGUGCGUGCACCGCAGGUAAGCCCGUUCUCUGCUUCCUUCCAACACCAUAACACCGAGGACGAUGAUCACGACAGUGACCUAGACUCUGCAUCCGAAGUAUCAAAUACACGAUACAAUAGUGCAGAUGAACUCACAUGGGAUGACAUCUUUACUCGUGACACCAUUUUCCUUCUCCUGACCUAUUUGAUCUUUGCUCUAUGCAAUGUCUCGUUCAAUUCUCUUUUCCCAAUCUUUGCACAAGCAAGCCCUCCUGCCGGACGCAAUCUUACACCAUCCGAGAUCGGCUUGGCUCAGGGAUUCGCUGGGGUGGUCACAAUCAUUUUCCAGAUUUGUGUCUUCAAUCGUCUGCGUGACAAGAUGGGAAACAAGUGGUCAUACCGUGCAGGUCUUUUUGGUUUUAUCAUCUCGUUUCUUCUCGUGCCCUUUGUGGGCUACAAGAGCGAGUCAGAAGAUGGGAUGACCCGCAAGUCAGCGCUCAUGGCUGCGGAAAUCUGCUUUGUGCUAUUGGUCAAGACUAUUGCUUCCGUCGGUGGCUUGACUAGUGCUCUACUUCUGAUCACCAACACCGCUCCCAACCAUGCCGUGUUGGGCGCUUUAAAUGGUCUCGCACAGACCCUGUCCGCCGCUGGUCGUGCUGUCGGUCCUUUCCUUUCUGGUGGUCUGUUCUCCUUGACAUCUAAAAUUCAGCCGAAGGGAGAAGCAUUGGCAUUUGGACUUUUUGCCAUCAUCUCGUUGAUUGGUUUCCUCAUGAGCUUUGGAAUUCGUGGCCGGUCACUUGAAGCCGAGGGCUGGCAGUCGACUGGGGGUUGGGGCAAUGGGGACGACGAGGCUCUCAAAUCAGAUGACGAAGAGACUAAUUCUUGA